Physcomitrium patens is the source of this 2534-nucleotide messenger RNA. Its product is annotated as glyceraldehyde-3-phosphate dehydrogenase, cytosolic. Gene Ontology annotation, cellular component: cytosol. Gene Ontology annotation, molecular function: glyceraldehyde-3-phosphate dehydrogenase (NAD+) (phosphorylating) activity; NADP binding; NAD binding. The record is from RefSeq and is a predicted model, not a curated record. Gene Ontology annotation, biological process: glycolytic process; glucose metabolic process. NCBI's taxonomy places the organism in Eukaryota, Viridiplantae, Streptophyta, Bryopsida, Funariales, Funariaceae.
GCAAUCCCUUUCCGGAAAUCGCCUCGCAACGGUGUGUUUCUUCAUCGACUUGGACCAUCUGAACGAAUCCUUGCCUCGUUUCUCUUCUUCUGUCUCCAUCGUCUCCGUAGACUGUUUGUUUUCGGGCAAAGUUCCCCACGCUCUUGGAAAGCGUCAGGUGCUUGUCGUUUUUCGCGUUGUCCGAUCAAAGGAGAGUUGACGGUUCGCAACUAGCCGGUACUACUGUGUAUGGUGGCCGUUGUGGAGGCUCCUGGUUUGAAUGUGUCGUCAAUGUGCGAUUGACAACGGCUCGAACGCAUGCGUGACCGAUUUGUUCGUGUCCACGCAAUUUGGAGGGAGAGAUUCUUAGGUUGGCGGGAUCAUGAGUGUUGAGCGCGGGAGGUUGUGUAGUAUAAGCGAAAUUGUGGCUGUCAUUCGGGGUAGUCGAUGGUUCGCUGGACAACAGGUGCAAGCAGUCUUGCAAUGGCACUUGUGACGUCGUGUGUAUUCUAGGAGAUAAUUCUUGAGGCGCAGUGGCAACAGGAGAGUGUUUGUUACCGACUCCCAUCUCGAAAGAAACCAUGUGAGGCAUUUGAAUGCAAGUGUGAGCGUUUUAGAAGAGAUCGUCACUGAAUCUGCAGGUUGACGAGCGUAAUCCGAAGUAGGUGGCGUUUGUUUUAUUGGCCUUUCAAUCCACGCAUGCUAGUAUUUGGAGAGUCAUCGUACGAAGCAGAUGCACUUAAAGCGUACUUACGGGUGACCUCUCUAGAGUACAACAUUGCUACGAUUGAUAGAGUGUCCGUUUUCUGGUGGUGAAGUGGCUUUUCGAAGGCUUUGACGAUGGGAAGAACAGGUGCCGGUAACGCGGUCAAACAUUCACCUGUUGUGAAGGAGAAAGUCCGAAUUGGUAUCAAUGGCUUCGGCAGAUUCGGACGCUUGGUGGCAAGAGUCGCUCUAGAGAGAGACGACAUUGAGCUGGUCGCCGUGAAUGACCCUUUUAUUAGCACGGAUUACAUGGCCUACAUGUUCACCUACGAUUCUGUACAUGGCACAAGCUUCAAAUCUGAUAUCUAUGCUCAGGACGCGAACACGCUUUCCUUCGCUGGCAAGAAGGUCGCAGUAUUUGGACAAAAAGAUCUAGCCAAGAUUCCGUGGGGCAAAUAUCGAGCUGACUACGUCGUGGAGUGUACGGGGAACUACACUGACAAAGACAGCGCGGCAGCACACCUCAAAGGUGGAGCCAAGAAGGUCAUCAUAACCGGAUUCAGCAAGGACGCUCCCACGCUCGUGGUUGGCGUGAACGAACGCGACUACAGACCCGAACACAAUGUCGUGGCUAUGGCCAGCUGCACAACCAACUGCAUGGCCCCCCUUGUGAAGGUGCUCCAUGACAGGUUCGGGAUGGCGGAGGCUCUGAUGACCACCGUGCAUUCUCAAACCGCUACGAAGAAGUCCUUGAAUGGUCCAUCGUUGAAAGAUUGGAGAAGUGGUGGCACCGCGGGGUUUAAUCUCAUUCCAAGCUCCACUAGUGCCUCUAAAGCGAUCGGUCGUGUAAUUCCAACCUUGAACGGAAAGAUCCGAAGCGUAGCAUUUAGAGUUCCCACGCCGGAUGUUUCGCUCGUAGACUUGACAGUGAGUCUUAACAGUCGAGUCUCUUACGAAGAGAUUUGUCAGGCAAUCCGUGAGGAGGCGGAGGGGAAGAUGAAGGGCAUCCUGGGCUACAACGAUGAGGACCAUGUCUCCAAUGAGUUCAUUGGCGACACCCGAUCCAGUAUUUUUGAUGCCAAGGCAGGAUUUUCCUUGAGCGACAAAUUGGUGAAGCUUGUAGCGUGGUACGACAAUGAGUGGGGCUACAGUCAUCGGGUGGUGGAUCUCAUCAUGCACAUGUCCUCCGUGCAGCACUGUCGAUACCAUUUUUGAGACCUCGGUCGAAAACUGUAGAGACAUGUAAUACAUUUCCGUACGUGAAACUGUAGAAUGUUGACUUAGGGACAGUGCUGCGAUGGAAACCCACACACACCCUGUCAUUCACGUAGGUAGUAAUAACUAGGGUAAGCAGACUCGAGAAGCGCAGCAACAAAAGCUGCCAAACUGUACUAUAACAGUCACUAGAGGAGGCGAAGCAGUCCACCUCCGAGGAGGGCAGAGAUGUUGGAAUUCCUGUUUCAUCCAGCAGGAUCAUGAGAGCUACUAGCCUUUUUUUCGUUUCUCUCCUGUAGAAUACAAAAGUGGGUACUAUCCGAAGUGCGUCGGCACGUCAAUCUGCGGCGUAUCCUGCUGCUCUUUUAUUCAAGUUAACUUACUGUCUCAACCGAGGCAGAGUAGCUUCUGCACAGAAGCGAAUGAGGAAAAUCUUUUUCCUCUUAUACUGUAAGCCCUAGGAGUUCGCAGUUCUUACUGCAGAAGUGCAAAUUACACCCUAAGAUGUCAAAAAAGCUAUUUAAUUCUGCAUGGAGCCUUUGCCCGUGCUUAUUAUUUGGAAUUUAUGCUUAAAAUUUCGGUGAAUAUUAGGAGGUGGAAACUGUCUUUCAAGGUCAACGAAAUUCAAUUUUUAA